AUGGGCCGUCGACGCCGGCCUGGUCAAUUACCGCCCAAGCCACGCACGCGGGCAGGCUGCCUGACUUGCCGCUCACGCAAAGUCAAGUGCGAUGAACAACGGCCCACGUGUCACCGAUGCCAGAUUUCCCGGCGACAAUGCGACUAUGGCAGCGAGAUCCGAUGGGAGGAGGACUACGUGUCCAAAGGGCGAGCUUUUGGCCGGGCAGGAGUGUGGUCCAAGUCCGGGUGUUCGUCUUCGUCGACGGCAACCUUCCCCUCAACCUCGGUACCGGCCAUACCAGGUCAAUGGCGACCAGUCCCCGUGCCACCAAUCCACCCGUAUCAUUUCCUCAACUAUUCCGCCCAAACAUUCGAAGAGCCUCUCCGGAUAGACAGACACAACGGCUCCCAGGCGUGGCAGGCUGCUGGCUAUGGCGGAGCGCAUCUACAACGCCUCGCCUCCAGGCUCAAUGCCGCCUUGGAGGCCGACUCAAGCCCAUAUCCGAUCAACUCUUAUUCCACCGCCUUGACCCGGUCACGGUCGCUGCCCCUGAUCCCGCACAUAGUUGACGAAGACCAAUCCAUGCUGUUGAACUACUACGUCCAAAAAUUAUGUCCUCUCACGACCUCGAGCAAGCUGGCACAAUCGCCUUUUGCCAAUCUCAUUCUCCCCUUCACGCUGACGAAUUCCAACACGGGAAUUUUGUCUAUUCUGGCUCUGUCGGCAUGUCAUCGGGCCAAGAAGGAGCCGGCUUGGAGACUGCCAGCGAUGAAACUCAAAGCACAGGUCCUCCAGGAACUACAAAACAGGUUCCACGUUGAAGGACCCGAGAAAGUCGCUGCCAGCUCUGACACGCUGAUCACGAUGGUGGUGCUCUGCUUAUACGAGAUCAUCCAAGACUGCGACAAGGGUUGGGUCGUUCAUCUGAAGGGGGCGCAUGACAUGGUGAGAUUCCGCAAGGAGCUGCAACGCAUUCCAGGUACCGAGGUCGAGGUCAACGACCUGACCGCCUUUGCUGAGAGGUUCUUCGCCUUCCACGACGUGAUCGGCCGGACGGCAUGUGCUCAAGUACCCCUGUUUGGUCGUGACUACUGGAACUUCGGCGAGAAGGUGGUCGAUGUCUGGAUGGGCUGCAGCCCCGAACUGGUUGCGUUGCUCUGCACCAUCACGGAACUGAGUCGAGCGGCGUACGCGGAUCCAACGAUAUCCAUUACCGAUGCAUUUGUGAAUGCCUGUGCCGUGGCCCGGUUCAAGCUGGAAAGUCUCGAGCAAGCGGUGGAGAACGAUCAAGACGAAUUUCUCAUGAUGUCUGCCAGUAUCAAGCGUCUGGCAGCUCUGCUCUAUCUGAACUGUGCGCUGUACAACACCUUACCGACGACGCCACAUGUCAUCUAUCUGGUCGAGCAGAUCAUGCGCCAGGUCGUCGGCUUUAUUGAGAAGGGCUUCAUGACUGGCCUUACCUGGCCCGUGUUUGUCGCUGCCGUCGAGCUAAACAACUAUAAUGACGACUUGUGGAUUGAUGAGCGAUCCGGUCGUCCUGUUCACGGGCGGAAGUUGGUGUUGGAAGUCCUUCAUAUCAUGGAAACUUCGACCGUGUCCAACAUUGAUCGUAUGAGAGCUAUCAUCAGUCAGGUUUGGCAGGCCAGAGACAUGGAAGAGGAUCCUUUCUCGCAGACUGCUGAUAGCCACUAUUCCAGAAAUGAUUGGGAGAAGUAUGUGGUUCCCGUCAGUGAGAAUAUUAGCCUUGUAUGA
Molecule: messenger RNA, 1734 nt
Organism: Capronia coronata CBS 617.96
Lineage: Eukaryota; Fungi; Ascomycota; Eurotiomycetes; Chaetothyriales; Herpotrichiellaceae
Exons: 1
Coding region: 1-1734 (577 amino acids)
Biological process (GO): positive regulation of transcription by RNA polymerase II
Cellular component (GO): nucleus
Molecular function (GO): DNA-binding transcription factor activity, RNA polymerase II-specific; zinc ion binding; transcription cis-regulatory region binding
Source: RefSeq, a predicted model, not a curated record